Messenger RNA from Actinia tenebrosa (Australian red waratah sea anemone), 2939 nucleotides. RefSeq lists its product as uncharacterized. The record is from RefSeq and is a predicted model, not a curated record. Gene Ontology annotation, cellular component: nucleus; cytoplasm. NCBI's taxonomy places the organism in Eukaryota, Metazoa, Cnidaria, Anthozoa, Actiniaria, Actiniidae. Gene Ontology annotation, biological process: regulation of canonical NF-kappaB signal transduction. Gene Ontology annotation, molecular function: K63-linked polyubiquitin modification-dependent protein binding.
CACAAAAACCCUGCUUCAAAACAUCACGUUCAGUUUCGUUUUCUAUUCAAAGCCUUAUCUCUCCUUCCGCAAAGAGUUGUAAUAGCCCACACGUUAUUCUUCCCUUCAGCUUUCUUUACAAAUAUACCGUUCAGAUCAGGAAUCGAGGCACUUUUACAGCUUAUACUACAUUGGAUUAUCAAAGACUUGUGUCCACCAUUUUGUAAUAGUUCUCGUUGAAGUAAAGAGAUGUGAAAAGGAAGCCAACUUCACUUUACUUGCUUAAAGAUCGAUCACUCAAGAUGUCUUUGACUAUGAAUGCUAUGUCUACAAGUCCUAAAAGCAGCCUGUCUGAUACAGACGACUUUGUAAUGGUCUCUAACAGUCCGCCUCCUUCCACUUCUGUAGAAGUCUUGAAAGAAAGUUUAGAGCAAAAGGAAUACGGCGAGCAACCUUCAAGCGAUCUUCUUCCGAAGGCUGUCUCAGAAAAGCCUAAAGAUAACGAGAUACUUGAAAAAUUUGUCGCUCUUGCAAAAGAAAACGAAGAAUUGAGAGAGACUCUAAAACACAACAACAACACCCUUCAGAAACACAUCAAUGAAUUUGCUGAAAUGCAAGACCAAUACAAACAAAACAAUGAAACUAUCAAGAAAGAGCACCAGAAAGCAAAAGAGGUAGUUACAAAACUCAGAAAUGAAAACAAAUCCUUAAAGGAACAACUGAAAUCACUGGAUAUUGAAAAUGGCGAAAUCUUGAAGAAAGAGAAAGAACUGGGAAUAGAAAAGGAGAACGCUUUUCUGAGACAGCAGAUAAACACGCUCAAGGGACAGAUAUCACAGAUUGAUAACCAAAUCGAGGAAAAUCAGUUUACAGAAGUAGCUGUAGAGAAUUGGCAUCAACUUCUUGGCUCCAUUGCUUCUUAUGAGUAUCAGACAGGAACAUUGUUUCAUGGCAUAGAAAAACAACAUGAAUCAAGCAGUGAAGUAAGUAGUGAGGACAUAAGUAGCCAGAAAGAUGGCUAUUCUCAGUUGGAGGCUGUGAAGGUUGACUUGGAUAAGUUGAAAGACGAGAAGGACCACAUGGAAAAGCAGCUGCUAGAGAUGUUGGAAAUAAACAAGAAACUACAAACAAGGUCUGAACAUGCUAAGGAAGAGAAGGAGGAGUUACAGAAGAUGUUAAAUGAAAGGUUAGAGAAGGAUGCAGAAAGAGGUAAUGAGCAACAGGAGCUCAAAGAAAUGGUACACAACCUGAAUGCCAAGGUCGAGAGCUUGAAUGAGGAGCUACAAAAGAAAACCCAGGAAAUGUCAGAGGCAGAAAAAGAAAAUAAGAGAUUAGCAGCAGAAUGUGAAGUACGAUUUCAAAAGGAGGAAGAGCUGAAGCAAAAGCUGAGAGAAAUGGAAAUUGAAAUGUUAAAGAAAGCUGAUGAAGAUGACAGUGUCAGCAAGGAGAAGUUUGAAAUGAUAAAAAUGCAGUAUAUCAAAUAUCAAGGACAAGUGGAUAAAUUGGAAAAUGAGAAAAAAGAGCUGCAAGAUAAAUUGAAGCCUUCAGAAGAGCAGAAAAACAAACUGCAAGAAGAGCUGGACAAUGUGAAAAAGUUAAUUAAUAUUCAGGACAAAGAAAUGGCAGAAGAGAAGCUGCUUGAAUUCAGAAAGCUAAUGGAAGAGGAAUUAGAAUCUCGUUCAGAAACAUACAGAGAAAAGCUAAUUCAGUUGCACUCAGAGCUGGAAGAAGGAAGGAAUAGAGAAGAGCAUAACUUGAAGCAACUCGAAAAUCUGCAAUCAGAGGUUGAGGAAGGGAAAAGGAGAGAAGUGAUGCUUCAAGAAAGGCUGGAAACCUUUCAAACUACACUGGAAGAGAAAGAGUCCAUGGUAGAGAGCCUACAAGAUCAAGUCUGUCAUUUGAUAGAGGAAAAUGAAUCAUUCAAGGUCAAAAAUGAUAAACUGACAGAGAUAAAUGCAAGAAGAGAUAAACUGUAUGAGGGGAGAAUGAAAAACAUGGAAAAGGAAGGCUACAAUAGAGAAAAAGAGAUGUUAAGUCUUAUUGACAUGUUGAAGACUGAGAUUGGAUCAUUAAAGGAGGAAAACAAGAAAUACUUGGAACAACGCCAGAUGUCCAGGAAGGAAAUGGAAAGAUUGGAAACCCAAUAUGAGUCACUGUUGAAAGAAUAUGAUGAGUUAUUCAAUUUAUAUAAUGGAACUCUUGAAGAAUCCAGGAGUAAGCGCAGUGAUGCUUCAGCAGAGAUUGAUACUUACAAGAGGCAGAUAGAUUUCCUAUCUGCAGAACGAUCAUGUUUUGAGGAAGCCUUGCACAAGAAAGACUUUCAAAUACAAGAGAUGGAGGAAGAUCUUCAGGAGUUACAAAGCUGUAAGGAGAGGGUUUCUGUUCUGGAACAGCAGUUGGAAGUUUACCGCAAUGACUUCCAAGCAGAACGCGAAUCUCGUGAAAGACAACACGAGGAGUACGAAAGAGUAAGAAUGGAGAACGAGGACCUACAACGCGAGCUUGACAACUUAGCAAAUAACCAAAUGGCAGAAAUGCAGCGACGUCACGGCAGUCACGUGCCUCAUCAUUCCGUGAUAGGAUUGGUCAACCAGCAGCCAUUCAGAAAUGGCUUUUAUAGGCGUGGUGGUGAACCCGAUCCAAGAGGGGGUUUUGAGUCAGGCGGAGGUAGAAAUGCACCUGGCCAGGGAACCCCUGACGAACAAUCUGAAGAUCCAUACCAGUGUCAUGGAUGUCGAAAGAAUUUUGUUCGCUUCAGUGAACUACAAACUCACGUGAGGGAAUGUCCAGCGGCUCUCCAUGGCAACGGCCCUCCUCAGGCAGGAGUGGGAAACUCUCAGCCAUAUUGCCCAAAGUGUGGUAAUGAGUUCCCUGAUCUUGACACGCUUCAGAUCCACGUUUUGGAGUGUUUGGACACAGAAUGACUGGACCAUUAAGGGCUGCAGAAGGUGGCUGUAUCU